AUGUCAGGGAACAGGUUUUCCAGGGAGCUCAGGGCCGUCACGUCUGCCUCCGCAGUGACUGAUGAGGUUGGGAAGAGUGACGGGCAGCUGCAGACUUUCCUCAGCCCGCGGGCCUGCCUGGCAUUAACGUUAUGUGCCAUGUUCUCAGAGGGAACCUGUCAGUCAGCCGUCACUCAAGCCGACAGACAGAUGGUGCACGUAGACAGGGAACAUGAAAGAGACUGGCAAAGCAGCAGCAAAUCCCUAGGUGGUCCCUCCGAGUUGAAGGGUGAGAGUUUUCUCAUCACUGUUGCUUGGCAGCUCGGCUUCAACUGCGCGGCCACACAUGGACAUCAAGGUGCCAACGGGUCCUGA
Messenger RNA from Xyrichtys novacula (pearly razorfish), 354 nucleotides. The record is from the annotation of a GenBank genome assembly. Lineage: Eukaryota; Metazoa; Chordata; Actinopteri; Labriformes; Labridae.